Messenger RNA from Penicillium angulare, 2232 nucleotides. RefSeq lists its product as uncharacterized. The record is from RefSeq and is a predicted model, not a curated record. The transcript has 2 exons. Lineage: Eukaryota; Fungi; Ascomycota; Eurotiomycetes; Eurotiales; Aspergillaceae. Gene Ontology annotation, molecular function: protein dimerization activity. Bases 233 to 2173 code for a protein of 646 amino acids.
CCGUGGGAACCGAAUAGAUUACCUUGCCUUGAAUGAUGGACCUGAAGACUGGAUAUCCUGCCCGGACGGGCCGAUCCCAUCAUCCCCACCAUUUGACCAUAGCCAAUCAGCAAUUGGUACCAUCUUCGAUUCCCUUCAUGAGUCUUUUGAUGAAGUUCUACCUUCAGAGUCUGCCUCGUAGCCGCCAGCCUCGAGCUCGCUAAGCUCAACCCCACGACAAAAGAAUGACUGGAUGUGGAGGCAUCUUGUGAUAACAGAAUUUCCUGGCGAAUGGAUGGAGAAAAGAAAUCAAAGGAAGAUGGACACUGAUCGAGAAAUUCGCUGUGCUGUCACCGGUGAAGAUGGAAGACAGUGCAACUGGUCUACAACAGACUCAAAAAGACAUGGCUCUACCACCAAUAUUCGUCACCAUUUGAAAGAGAAGCAUGGUGUCCUACCGCCCAAUGUCUCUAUCCCCGAUACAUCUUCAAAGACUAACCUUAUCAGCCUUUGGGGUAAGAAGGGAAAGCUUACCGUUCAACAAGCUCUUGAGAAGAACCUUCUUCGCUGGGUUAUUAGCAGCAAGCAACCAUUCACAGUUAUUGAAUCGCCGGCAUUUCAGCAAUUGCUCAAAGACAUACCAGGUGUUUCGCUUCCUUUUACCUCUCGCCAUACACUUCGAGAGCGUCUUUUGGAAGAUUUCAACCUACAUCGCAUGAGGUUGAAAAAUGAGCUUGCAACUACAUGUCAAACAAUCGCUCUGUCCCUUGACGUGUGGACUAGCAAAAACCAUAUUCCAAUUCUUGGUGUCAUUGGCCAUUGGCUUACAGAAGAAUUUGAAUAUCGAGAGAGAGUCCUUGAAUUCAAAGAGCUCCAUGGCCCCCAUAGCGGAGAAAACUUAGCCGCGGCUAUUCAAGCUCUGCUUAUUGAAUUGAACCUUGAACGCAAGCUUCUUUCAAUUACUGGCGACAAUGCUAGUAACAAUGAGCGGAGGGCAGUACAACUAUUCGAUAAUCUCCAGAAGACAUAUGGGACCGAUUCCCUCUUCUGUGGCUUGGAUAGUUACAUACGAUGUCUAGCUCAUAUCAUCAACCUUAUUGUGAAGGAUAUCCUACAGGCUCUUAAAUCAGGGAGUGCAGAAGAAGCUGCUUCUAUCUGCAACAACCUCGACAAAGGAGAACACCAGCCGUGUGAGUUUCAGUCUCUCGGACCAUUAACAAAACUUCGAAUCCUAGCUUUGUGGAUUCAACGGAGUCCACAACGGAGACAAUCAUGGAAUGAGACUUGCGACCGCAUGAACCUAUCUAAUAAGUUCAUCGAAUACGAUGUCGAUACACGGUGGAAUUCAACCUUUCGUAUGCUAGGGGAUGCUCUAAAGUCAAAGCGUCAGCUUGAGAAGUUCAUCUACUAUGAGACCAGCUUUAUUUCUUUCUCAGCGGAAGACUGGAUACGACUUACCCAUAUUCACAAUGUUCUUUCAAAAUUCAAUGAAUUUACCUUGUUUGUCUCAGAGAAAAAGCCGCAGAUUAGUCUUGUGUUACCAAUAUACUACGAGCUCCAUGAUUUAUUGCAUGACGUGGCUGAGCGUAAGGACGACUUUGCAGAUCUUGCCGAGGAUAUCGCAAGAGCCGUUGAGGGAAGUAUCAAGAAGUAUAUGAAGUAUUACACCUUCAUGGAUGCCUCUGAUCUAUACUAUACUGCACUUGUCUUGGACCCUCGUGUGAAAGGAGCUCUCCUCCUAAAUGAACUGGGCGAGGAAAACGCUGGGAGGAACAUCCUCCAAGCUCUCCGUGAUGACCUCCACCGCAGAUAUCCUGGGACUACUGAGCCCCUGGGUAUGACAGAGCUACUCGAGCCUAGUUAUAAAAAGCAAAAAGUGGGUAGCCGGAUGUUACAAAGACUACAGUCUCAAGAUAGUCCUCGAUUCUCUGACAUUGAUCGGUAUUUUGAUAGCGCUCGGGCUGAAGUAAGUGAUAUGGAGGAUCAAAACUGGCUGUGCGAUUGGUGGAAGGUGCAUAAAAAGGAAUACCCUCGGAUGGCUGCUGCUGCCAGGGAUUACCUAGCAAUCCCGGCUUCUGAAGUCUCAGUCGAGAGACCAUUCAAUAAAGGAAGAGAUGUGCUUGGUGUACGACGAUUCUCUAUGAAGGGAGAGACGUUGAGAAUCUUAAUGCUGUUAGAUGAUGUAUAUAAUUGAUGUAAUUAUUUGACAAUGCAGAGAUGUGCAUAGUCCUAUUCAUGCCAAACGGAAACCCC